AUGACCCCUAAAGAAGGAACGGGAGCAACCUCCUUUCACUUGGUGUAUGACGGCGAAGCAGUCGUCUCCGUUGAAGUUGGAGUAGAGUCCGACCGGAUAAAACACUAUGACGAGGACAACGCCGAGUGGAGACUCUUGGAGCUGGACUUGGUGGACGAGGCACGUGCUAAAGUCGUCGUCCGGCUGAUGGCUUACCGACAAAGGAUGAGGCAGAAUUACAAUCGAAAGGUAAUUCCAAGAUCAUUUCAGGUUGGCGACUUUGUAUGGAAGAAGGUAAAGUCGGUCAGCAACGUCACCAAGUUGGAAGCUCCAUGGGUCGGACCCUUCAGGAUUGUGGGAAAGCUCCGCACGAGGGCCUACUACCUAGAGGAUGAGGACAGACGGUGA
Zingiber officinale is the source of this 387-nucleotide messenger RNA. RefSeq lists its product as uncharacterized. The record is from RefSeq and is a predicted model, not a curated record. The coding region runs from base 1 to 387 and encodes 128 amino acids. The transcript has a single exon. NCBI's taxonomy places the organism in Eukaryota, Viridiplantae, Streptophyta, Magnoliopsida, Zingiberales, Zingiberaceae.